Molecule: messenger RNA, 948 nt
Organism: Choloepus didactylus (southern two-toed sloth)
Lineage: Eukaryota; Metazoa; Chordata; Mammalia; Pilosa; Megalonychidae
Product: olfactory receptor 51F2-like
Exons: 1
Coding region: 1-948 (315 amino acids)
Biological process (GO): G protein-coupled receptor signaling pathway
Cellular component (GO): membrane
Molecular function (GO): G protein-coupled receptor activity; olfactory receptor activity
Source: RefSeq, a predicted model, not a curated record
AUGCCUGUCUUCCGUAACUCCACUUCCCCUGCUUUCCUCCUGAUGGGAAUCCCUGGACUUGAAUGGGCUCAUGCCUGGAUCUCCAUUCCCUUCUGCUGCCUCUAUCUAACUGCCCUCUCUGGGAAUACCCUGAUCCUCUUUGUAGUCUUCACUGAACCAAGCCUCCAGGAGCCCAUGUACUAUUUCCUCUCCAUGUUGUCCACCACCGACAUUGGCUUAUGCAUCUCUACAUUGGUGACAGUGCUGGGAAUAUUCUGGCUCAAUGCCCAGGAGAUCAGCUUCAAUGCUUGCUUAUCACAGAUGUUCUUCAUCCACCUCUUCACUUUCAUGGAAUCUUCAGUGCUGUUGGCCAUGGCCUUUGACCGUUUUGUGGCCAUUUCUAACCCCUUGAGAUACUCUACCAUCCUAACUCAUGCCAGGGUCGCACAGAUUGGUAUAGCAGUCAUUACCAGGGCGACUGUGAUUCUGAUGCCACUAGUCCUGCUUCUUAAGCAUCUGUCCUUCUGCCACAGUCAUGCGCUGCACCACUCCUACUGCUUCCACCCUGAUGUGAUGAAGCUCUCAUGUUCAGACACAAAGAUCAAUAGUGUAUUUGGAUUAACUGCAAUUAUCUCUACUGCUGGAGUGGAUUCCAUCUUUAUCCUGCUCUCCUAUAUUCUAAUUGUUCACUCAGUUCUCAGCAUUGCAUCCCCAGAGGAGAGGAAAAAGGCCUUCAGUACCUGCAUUUCGCAUAUCACUGCUGUGGCUAUAUUCUACAUCCCUUUGAUCAGCCUGUCAUUUGUUCACAGAUUUGGAAAACAUGCUCCACCCUAUGUGCCCACCCUCAUUGCUAAUAUAUAUUUGCUGAUUCCCCCAGUGAUGAACCCUAUCAUCUACAGUGUGAAAACAAAGCAGAUUCAAAAAGCAUUUCUUAAACUUGUAUGUCCCAGGGCCCCUCGUAUUCAAUAA